CUCCAAAUCGUGAGCCUAUUUUGCAACAGCCACUCAACUUAUCCAUUAAUUGAUAAUAUAAUGAUAUCGACUAUCUUGAUCAGCAUCCUGGCUGCAACAGCGGGGGCUGUACUCGUGUCCGGGCCGACAGGACCUUACGCCGUGUCCAUGUCCGUUCAGGGGCUGACCGACAACUCACGAUCCGACCCCUACGCCCCUGCAGACAACCGGCACCCCCGCAGAGUCAUGAUCUCGACGUUCACACCGGUCGACGAGACCAAGACACCCUGUCGACGCCGACAAGCCGUCCCGUAUAUGACUCCCUUGGUGGCUGGGGAAUACGAUGAGCUCGGAGCUGCUCUUGGCCUCUCAAACGGCACUUUCUCGUCCUUUGAGAUGAACUUAUGCGUUCCGAAAGCCUCGUCCUGCCGUUCCGGCCUUGCCUCCUACCCCCUUGUCUUGUUCUCGCCUGGUUCGGGUAAUCCUCGUCUGCUGUACGGCGCGAUGGCGCGCGAAGUUGCCAGUUACGGUUACGCGGUCGUGACCAUCGACCACCCCUACGACGCUUCCUUUGUCGAAUUCCCGGAUGGGACUGUCUUCCGAGCAGUUCGUGCCGAAGAUUCUUCCUUCGUCCUCUCUCACCUUUUCGAAAACCCCGUCCCGGGCAUCGACUUUUCCCGUGCCAUCAUGUACGGCCACUCCCUUGGCGGCACCACCGCCGCGACGGCCAUGCUUUCCGACCCGCGCAUCCGGGGUGGCAUAAACUUCGACGGCCGGCUGCUUGGUCCCGCCCUGAGCGCUGGGCUAGACAAACCAUUCCUGCUGGCGGGACGACCAAAGCACAUGGAGGAAGACUCGACGUGGGACAUGUUCUACAGCAAGCUGCGCCAUGGGGCCUUGGUCGAGGUUGGAGGGACGACACACGGGUCAUUCACCGAUGUUCCAACGUUGAUACAAUCGCUGAACCUGACCUUGCCGGAGGAGUUGAAGUCAAUCUUGCAGAGCCAGUUCGGAACUCUGGAGUUUGGGAGAGCCGGGAGAGUUGUUGCAGGAAUUGUCUCGGCUUUUUCGGACUUCGUUUUAGAGAAGAAGAUGGGGUCAAUGUUUACCGCGGGAGAUGAUGAGUACCCCGAGGUGGCAGUGUUGCGAGCAGAUUUGUAAAGGCUUAGCAUCGUGCGCAAAGGCGUCGGUCUGGUUACUUAGGUCCAAAGCUAGAGAUUGCUAG
Phialemonium atrogriseum is the source of this 1204-nucleotide messenger RNA. Its product is annotated as PAF acetylhydrolase family protein. The transcript is spliced from 2 exons. Gene Ontology annotation, molecular function: 1-alkyl-2-acetylglycerophosphocholine esterase activity. NCBI's taxonomy places the organism in Eukaryota, Fungi, Ascomycota, Sordariomycetes, Cephalothecales, Cephalothecaceae. The record is from RefSeq and is a predicted model, not a curated record. The coding region runs from base 61 to 1140 and encodes 359 amino acids.